AUGCGCGUGAGUAUCAGCAUCCACAGAAACUACAUGGUAGAAGCUGCUUCACUAGACAACCAUGCCAUCCUCGACCAUGCAUUCCUGGAUCUUGUCCAGAACUUGAGGCAUCACGAGGCUCAGGUGAAGACGUUGCAGCGCAAGGUCAGAAGUGCUUCUGAAUUGGUCUCGAGGUUUUUGGAUCUCAGCAACAGCACUGCUCUGAAAAAUCUAGCACUAGCUUCUGCCCGCGAGAAUGCUGUGAUGCAUGAGCUUACGAAAAAGACUACUCAAGACGCGGCAACAGUCAAGAUUCUUACCGUCCUGACUCUCAUUUAUCUUCCGGCAACAGUCAUCUCGAACUUCUUCUCGACUUCUUUCGUCAACAGUGUCACUAGGCCGGACGGAAGCACAUUCCUCGUGGUCGCCAGCAAUUGGUGGAUUCUUUUUGCUGCCGCCUUACCGCUCACGGGAAUCACCAUAUACGUGUGGAAGUUCUACGUGCACAAAGAGAUCUCCGGACAGUAUCCUGCUUGGUGGAGGCUCGUGCAGCGAGGCUACAAUAACGUGGUCUCGGUUGCGUUGCGCACUCGACGCCAGCGAGACAACUCGUUUGAAUGA
Molecule: messenger RNA, 600 nt
Organism: Capronia coronata CBS 617.96
Lineage: Eukaryota; Fungi; Ascomycota; Eurotiomycetes; Chaetothyriales; Herpotrichiellaceae
Exons: 3
Coding region: 1-600 (199 amino acids)
Source: RefSeq, a predicted model, not a curated record